This is a messenger RNA of Physeter macrocephalus (sperm whale), 1461 nucleotides long. It is a transcript of the gene POLR2M, whose product is annotated as RNA polymerase II subunit M. The transcript has 4 exons. Lineage: Eukaryota; Metazoa; Chordata; Mammalia; Artiodactyla; Physeteridae. Gene Ontology annotation, biological process: transcription elongation by RNA polymerase II; maintenance of ER location; intracellular signal transduction. Gene Ontology annotation, cellular component: nuclear envelope; intracellular anatomical structure; RNA polymerase II, holoenzyme. The record is from RefSeq and is a predicted model, not a curated record. Bases 116 to 1225 code for a protein of 369 amino acids. Gene Ontology annotation, molecular function: transcription elongation factor activity.
AUGGCGACUCCCGCUCGUUCGCUGGAGUCCCCGCCGGCCGCGGAUCCGGCGCCAGCAGCAGGGGCUGCCGAGGACGCCGAGUGCCCGCCGCCUCGCCAACCUCAGCCCCCGCAGAAUGUUCUCGCUGCCCCGCGGCUUCGAGCCCCAAGCUCCCGAGGACUUGGGGCAGCGGAGUUCGGCGGAGCUGCGGGAGAUGCUGAAGCGCCAGGAGAGACUUUUGCGCAACGUAAAAUUCAUUUGCAAAUUGCCCGACAAAGGUAAAAAGAUCUUAGACUCCGUCGCCAAACUGAAAGCUGCCAUUGCAGAACGUGAAGAAGUUAAAGGAAGAAGUGAACUCUUUCAUCCCGUUAGUUUAGACUGUAAGGAGAGGCAAAAAGCAAUUACAGUUGUUGAUGGGGACACAGAUAAGGCCCAGAAUUCUGACCAGAUACUUGAUACUUCAUCACCAGUUCCUGGCUGUUCCUCUGUAGGUAACAUCACAUCAUCUCAGACAACCUCACAACAGGAACUGGCACAUCCGACUCUCGGUGGCGAUGCUGAGGUCCCUGAGGCUGAAAACACAGUGAGCGAACGCCUAGCUUCCAGCAUCAGAACUGCCAUGCCUUCCUCAUCUGCAGCUAGUGAGCCCCUCACUCAGAAUCGUGCUUCAAGUCAAGCGGAGGAUCAUACUAGCAGCUCGGACAACCUGUUUAUUGAUAGAUUACAAAGGAUCACCAUUGCAGACCCUGUUGAACACCACUUAGAAGAAAACCAGAGUCCUGAGAACUUGGCCGGCCUUUGGAGUGGGCUACAGAAGAAGCCGCAUUACAUGGAAGUGCUAGAAAUGCGAGCCAAAAACCCCGUGCCCCUACAGCAUAAAUUUAAAACCAAUAUAUUACCUUCACAUCAAUGUGAUUCGUUGAGUCCUUGUCAGAGGAGGGGGUCUCCUGUCUCCUCAGAAGAGAGACGGCACAGGGACAGGAAGCAUCUCGAUGACAUCACAGCAGCCCGGCUUCUGCCACUCCACCACAUGCCUACACAGCUGCUCUCCACAGAAGAGUCGCUGGCACUUCAGAAACAGCAGAAACAGAGUUAUGAGGAGAUGCAAGCCAAGCUCGCAGCACAAAAAUUAGCUGAAAGGCUGAAUAUUAAAAUGCAGAGCUAUAAUCCAGAAGGGGAGUCUUCAAGGAAAUACCAAGAAGUAAGGGAUGAAGGCGAUGAUCAGUCCUCCGAUGAUGAAUUCUGAAGAUGGGCAUUUGGAUCUUCUCCUAAAUCUCUGCCUGUUGAGAUCUCAUUAUCUUACAUCAGACUUUCUAACAAGUAUCAAGAUCAGUGUCAGACAUUGUUGAGACAAAGAAUUUUGUCAAGUUACAACAAGGAAGCUAUAAAAAUAGCCCACUUUCAGAAGUUAACUUUCAUGUGCUUGAAAAGUUUAAUAUUUGAAUAUUGUGUUUAAUCACAUUAUAUUAAACUUUUGCAGUA